AUGAUGAGAGAGUUGGGUCUAGACGCUUACAGGUUCUCUCUCUCCUGGGCUAGAAUACUACCCAAUGGACUGGCCAACAAAGUCAGUGACGCCGGAGUUGAGUUUUACAACAACUACAUAGAUGAAAUGAUUAAAUACGGUAUAACGCCCAUGGUCACUCUAUCCCAUUGGGACUUGCCACAGAAGUUGCAAAAUUUAGGAGGAUUCGUGAAUCCUCUAUUCCCAGAAUGGUUUGAAGAUUACGCCCGGGUGGUGUUUAAAAAUUUUGGAGACAGGGUCAAGCACUGGAUUACUUUCAAUGAACCAAAAGAAUUCUGUUAUCAAGGCUAUGGAGGUGCAACCAAAGCUCCACUAUUAAAUAUAACUGAUGUCGGUACUUACUAUUGUGCAAGAACAUUACUCCUCACCCAUGCUCGGGCUUACAGAGUUUAUGAAAACGAAUUCAAGAAUUUUCAAGGUGGUACUGGUGAUUUCAUUGGAGUAAACCAUUACACCAGUAGCUUUGUAUCUGCCACUGAACACAAGAGAAUACAUCCAGUACCAUCUUUAUACGACGAUAUUGAUGUUGGGACUUACAUACCACCGGAAUGGCCCAAAUCUGCGUCCCCGUGGUUAGUUCAAACACCUAACAGUCUUUACGAUGCCUUGAUAAAUCUUCACGAGAGGUACAAUGGUCCAAUAUUCUAUAUCAUGGAGAACGGCUGGUCCUCAUCUCCAGAUGCUGAUAUCUUUGAUGAUGAUAGAAUUAGGUACUAUCGUGCUGCGCUAAAUGAUGCUCUGAACGCCUUAGAAGAUGGAGUGGAUCUGCGAGGGUUUAUGGCUUGGAGCUUGAUGGACAAUUUUGAAUGGCUAGAGGGUUACGGAACGAGAUUCGGUCUGUACCGUGUCAACUUCUCGGACCCAGGUCGUGAGAGAACUCCUCGUAAGUCAGCCUUCGUGUACAAACAGAUCAUCAAGAGUCGAGUGAUUGAUGAGGAGUAUGAUCCUGAGACACUGGACAUGACCAUUGAUUAA
Molecule: messenger RNA, 1014 nt
Organism: Danaus chrysippus (African queen)
Lineage: Eukaryota; Metazoa; Arthropoda; Insecta; Lepidoptera; Nymphalidae
Source: the annotation of a GenBank genome assembly